AUGCAAUACGAUCUACCACCGCGGAAGAAAUUUAAAGUGGGCGAGGCCCGUUCCAAACCUGAGUCGUCGACGCCAUUUCCGCGGACGCCUCUGGAUGGGCCCAUCAUCCAGACGGCUCCCAUCGCCCGUCUUCCCACCGAGCUCCUAACCACCAUCUUCUCUCUCGUGGGCCCCUAUCAGAGAUUGAUUCCAUUUUCCGACGAAGGCGCAAAGACGUGGAUGGGAUGGGCACGGCUCAUGCUGGUGUGUCGGCACUGGCGGAACGUCGGUCUCUCGACUCGGUGGUUAUGGCGCAGGAUCGGCGUCACCAGUAACCUGGAGGCUCUGCAGUACCGCCUCUCGCGCACGGUGGGCUGCACCAUCGAUGUCAUAUUUUCCAGCUAUUCCGAAACCAACGAAAGAGCCGUGCCUCUGCUGCUGCCCUACGCGCGCAGCAUCCGCUCCGUCCAGAUGCCCGAGUGGUCGCUAGGGUUCUACGAGUCCGACAACCUGCCCGCCAUAAAACCGCUGUUCGAGGUUCCCCUCCCGGCGCUCGAGCGCAUAGAUCUAAGCGGGCUUCCGUUGCUGCGCGGCCGUCCACUCGACACGCCGUUCGACCUGGGACUGUCGGAAAAGCUGCAUCCCGGUGUUCGUCGGCUCGUUAUGCCCUCUCACAUCAAGAUGCCCUCUACGCCAACUUUCUGGAGUGCACUGCGCGAGCUCGACAUCAGCUCCGAGAGGUAUGACGGUCGGCAGGCGUGCUUGGACGAUUUCCUCCAAGUUGUGGCCGGCGCUCCCUAUCUCGAGUCUCUGGCAGUCUUGGGCACCCUGACGUCACGCUCGCUGCGUAGGAAGGAUACUCCCACCUCGGGCGAUGAUGUCCCCACCUCGCCGUAUCGGUUAGCCAGACUUAGGACGGUCCGUCUCGAAGGCGAGCUCGCCUUCGUCGCCCCGAUCCUGCAGAGGAUCGACGCGCCGGCAUUGUGCGUCCUCCACAUCAGCGCCUGUAUACCUCCGGAUGCCGACAUCGCCGACUCAGCCGCGCUGCUGUUCCCGCCGCCUCUCCGCCAUGUCCUCGCCAAAUGCAAGGCUCUGUACGUGUCCAAGAAUGAACCGUCGGACUUCCAGAUCUGCUCGAACGCCCAUCAGAACCCCAGGAAUAUCCAGUUCAAAGCGGACGCAUUACGUGUGCCUCUGUUCUUCCAUGUCAUCAGUUACAGGCCGCUCCCCCCGCAGCUCAGCACGGUCAUAGGCGUGUUGUGCGACGGAUUCUGUACGGCACCGCUACAGACGCUUGUUUUCGAGGAGUUUUCCGAUUCCGCCCCCGUUGCCGCUUGGAGAUCGCUCCAGGCGACUUUCUCCGACUUGCAGUCUAUCCGAGUUGGAAGCGAGAGUCUAGAGCUUGUCUACAAUUUCUUCUUCGCCCUCCGAGGGCUGGCUCCGGAGGGCGGAUGGCCAUUACUCUCGUGCCUGGAGGUCGAUUUCGGCCACAUUUCUGAACAACACGACUCCUUGGCGUGGCACCGAGUCUUGCAGCCCCUGGUGGAGGCCACCCAUGCUUGGCACGAGCAGGGGCUGCGGCUCGACGACAUCAUUCUCCAUAGUUUGCACGCCACAGGGGAGAAAAUUGGGCCCAUUAUGCUGUACGACCAUUUCAGCCUGCGCAACCCCGUCGUCUUUGACACAUUCUCUGAUCACCACAUGGACGACCUGGUAUCAUCGCUCCUGACCGGUCCAAAACCGCGAAGAUGGUCGGGCCGGUAUACCGGAAACACUACGGGCAAGGAGGCCAAGCGUGGCUUGGCCGCCACGGAUGACACAGAGACGAGUUUGUCGGAGGUUGAUUCUACCCAGACAGAAAACCCGCUUCCAGCCUAG
Dichomitus squalens LYAD-421 SS1 is the source of this 1857-nucleotide messenger RNA. RefSeq lists its product as uncharacterized. The transcript is spliced from 3 exons. Bases 1 to 1857 code for a protein of 618 amino acids. Gene Ontology annotation, molecular function: protein binding. NCBI's taxonomy places the organism in Eukaryota, Fungi, Basidiomycota, Agaricomycetes, Polyporales, Polyporaceae. The record is from RefSeq and is a predicted model, not a curated record.